Knipowitschia caucasica is the source of this 1938-nucleotide messenger RNA. NCBI's taxonomy places the organism in Eukaryota, Metazoa, Chordata, Actinopteri, Gobiiformes, Gobiidae. The record is from the annotation of a GenBank genome assembly.
AUGGAGGACACAUAUCUUCUUAACCACCCAGGAGUGAAGAAGAAGAUCCUGGCAGGAGGCACAGGACCCCUCCCACAUUUCCCUCCGGGCACCAAGCUGGUGUUUCACUUCCAAACCCUUUUGGACGACUUUGAACGAACGGUUAUAGACGAUAGUCGCUGUGCAGGUCGACCAGCAGAGAUCUUUGUUGGAAAGAUGUUCAAACUGGAGGUGUGGGAGACACUGCUCAUGUCCAUGAGAGUUGGAGAAGUGGCUGAGUUCUGGUGCGAUGCAGUACACACAGGACUGUACUCCAUUGUCUCUAAAGGCAUGAGGCUGAUUGCUCAAGGCAAAGACCCCCUGGACGGCCAGCGGCACAUGUGCGGCAUGGGGAACGUCUUCCACUAUCACUCCACAGGCUUCCCAGAGCUGGAUGAGCUGAUGAGGACCCCCCAGCCCCUCAUCUUCAUCAUGGAGCUCCUACAGGUGGGAGACCCCAUGUCUUACCACAGGGAGUCGUGGAUGAUGGAGAAGGAUGAGAAGCUGCAGAUGGUGCCCAUCCUGCACAUGCAAGGCAACGCUCUGGUGAAGCAGAGGGACUACAGACAGGCCGCCAGCCGCUACAAAGAGGCCGUGCUCCUGCUCAAGACGGUCCAGUCCAGAGAGAUGCCUGGUGAUAUCGAUUACAUCAAUUUGGGCCGGAUGAUCAUCCCUCUGGAGCUGAACUACUGCCAGUGCAUGUUGGAGCUGGAGGAGUUUUAUGAAGUCAUAGAGCACACCACAGAGCUGCUGGAGAAACACAAAGAUUGUGUGAAAGGUUAUUACAAAAGGGCAAAAGCACACGCCGCGGUGUGGAACGAAAAGCAGGCGAGGAGAGACUUUAACAUGGUGGCUCACCUGGAUGUCACCCUGAGCUCGCUGGUGCACCGGGAGCUCAAGGACCUGUCUGAAUGCAUGAAGGAGAAAUACUGGGAGGAGAAGGAACAGUACUGGAAUAAACUGGAGAACAAGGAGAAGGAAGAAGAAGAAGUGGGUACAGCUCCUGAGGAAGAGGGAGCAGGUGAUGAAGAGCAGCGGCUGUCUGACAUGAAGCCGGCCGAGGGCAAGGACUGGCAGCAGAUGCUUCGGCUGGUGAUGCUGCUGCAGAAGGAGGGGAACUUCAUGAUCACGCAGGGCAAGUUCCAGGAGGCGUCGGAGAAGUUCCAGGAGGCAAUAGACUACGUGGACCAUCUGCAGAAUGAGCAGGUAGACCGCAGGGGAGACGACUGGGAUUCCCUGGAGAAAGUUCAACUACCCUUGGUUCUCAACCUCAGCCAGUGCCAUUUGGAGCUGAAGCAGUACCAGCAAGUGGUGGAGCUCAAUAACAAGUUACUCAAGAAGCACAAAGGUAACUUCAAGGCAAUCUACCAGCGGGCACGGGCGCACGCUGCUUUGUGCAAUGAAGAUAAAGCAAAGAAGGACUUCGCCACGGUGGAGAAAUUGGACCCCAACUUCAAGCCGAUUGUUCGCCAGGAGUUGAAAAAGCUAGGCGAGAGCGUACGCCUCAAGCAUUCAAGUCAGAACAAAAACUACUGGGAGACAACGCAGCAGAAAUGGGGGCCGGAUGGAAGCAAGGCCCAUGCGGGAAAACCGAAAAGUGUCAAAUUUGCGCAAGAGAACAAAGCAGAUGAAACGAUUCGAGUUGGAGUGGAGAAACUUCCAGAGGAGAAAACAAAGGCUUCUGAUGAGUGUGGGGGAGGUGCAGGGUUAGAUAAUGGGAAUAUUCUUGCGGAGGAUGCAGAGGCUAAUAUAGAUGCGGAUAAAGAUGGUGAACAGGCGGGAGAUGAGAGGGAGAUAACGCAUUCAGAGGCCACAGAGAAGGAGCAGUGUCGAUCCAGUGUCUUAGGACCAGAGAGUGUCACAGAGCAACACAGAGAGGCCGGUGAUCAGACAGGAGAUGAGAGAGAGAUCAGCCAUUAA